Pseudomyrmex gracilis is the source of this 1524-nucleotide messenger RNA. Its product is annotated as coiled-coil domain-containing protein 134-like. The transcript is spliced from 3 exons. The record is from RefSeq and is a predicted model, not a curated record. NCBI's taxonomy places the organism in Eukaryota, Metazoa, Arthropoda, Insecta, Hymenoptera, Formicidae. The coding region runs from base 109 to 825 and encodes 238 amino acids.
AUAGCACUACCAAUUGAAUCGCAACGACAAUUCUUCCCGACAAGAUCGUCGUGAAGCAGAAAUCAUCAACAACAUCCUCGAACACCUGUCUACGAGAAUUUCCUCACGAUGUUCUGCGCAAAGACGCGCCGGCCGCUGCGUGCCUUGGUUUAUGUUACUGCGAUCGUGUUGAUGUUGACAUUUGUCGCGCACGCGCAGCAGAAAGCCGACGAGCCAGUAGCCGGCGAUCCGCAAAAGAGCGGCGAAUCCAAAUGGAAACUCGACGAAGAACUAUUCAAGAAACUGUUUGCUCAGAAGCGCAAGAAUCACGAAGAAGCUAUACAAACUCUUCUAAAGGUGGACAAAUACGAGCGUCUGUAUAAAAUGGUUACCGUAUUGACCGAAGCGAUAGUCGAAGUGAUCGAGUCGAGCAGGAACGUAAUUGAAAACGCCAGCUUUGUUCCGGGCAAGACUUCUUUUCCGGAAGAUACUACCGUUAGAGAUGCAUUAUCUAGCAUUCUAGAGAACACCGCACUCUUCGGAGAUAUUAUUUUGUAUCUGCCGGACAUCAUGCACAGGGUGCUGAAGACGCAGCAGAAAUGGUACACCACGAUACACUGGUCUCUGAAUUUCGCCAAUCAGACACGCCACUUACUGAACAAAUCGACCAUCACGAUGAUACGCUUGGUCGAGCAAGAGCUGAACAUCACAGAGCGGGAUCCCAAUUAUUUUAAUCCCUACAGGAGCGCUCCCCAUUCUAGCAAGCGCGAGGAUACCGUGAAGAAAAAGUCUACGAGGAAGGAGAAGCGCAAAAAAGGACCACAUAUUGCUAAAAUCGAGUUGUGAACGUCGGUCUCUUCGCGCCACGAGAGUCUUCUAACCGGUUCCUAAAUCGCCUCGUCGAGAGGCGGGUCCUCUGCAACGUGUUGUUAGAAUUCUAGGGAAGCUAAGUUGUCGACGGCCUGUACUCUCUCGCCUGCGCAAGAAAUUUUGUCUCACGAGAGAUUAAUACAUAGAAUCUAUUUUGUUGUACAUACAAAUAAUCUAUCAAAAUAUUUAAGAUUAUGCAUACGUUUAACUGUUGGGUAAAACGUUGUUGCAUUAUGCGAAAAGAGAUUGCUGUUAUACAUAUCAAAUUUCGAGCGAAUCUUUCUUCAAUGCGAAAACAAAAAUCAUGUAUGUCUGUGUUCGAAUGCGUAUCUGGUUUAUGUGGAAACGAUUAUCACAUCAAAAACCCGAUGGUCUCUCUCUCCGACGGCUCCAAUUUCCCAAAUCGUUCGUCGAUUUCGCAAUAAUUUACUGGCGGCAAGAGAUCGCCGCGAGGUAACCGCCGUCCUGUCCUUGUUUAAAAGCGAAACGAACGGAGAACGCCCGAAGGCGGCUUUGCUUUUGCGAGCGAGCCGUGAAUCUCACGUCAUCGAUAUGAGAGACGGCUUUUCUCGUCGUUUUACUCCGGCGACGAGUCGCACCGCGACGGUAGAAAGUGGUCAGCCAAUGAGCUGAGAACGGUUCUUCACCGGCCAGUUCCCGCGAAGUGCCGCGCCG